AAAUCUUCAGUAUUUUUAAUAGUUAAUUGUGUCCAAGUCAAAAACUCCAUUUGGGUCCUACUAGUUUUUUAUUUUGUACUUUUAACUCUUUAAAUCUUGAAAAUAUUACUAUUGUUCUUGAAAAAAAUUUGGUCAUGGCUUCAUCAAGUGGAACAUCAUCAGGGUCAUCAUUAUUUCUUCAAAACUCAGGCUCAGAAGAAGAUCUUCAGCAAUUAGUGGAUCAAAGGAAGAGGAAGAGAAUGAUAUCAAACAGAGAAUCAGCUCGAAGAUCAAGGAUGAGAAAACAGAAACAUUUGGAUGAUUUAAUGGCUCAAGUUGCAACACUAAGAAAAGAAAAUAACCAGAUUUUGACAAGUAUGAAUGUUACCACACAACAUUAUCUUAAUGUUGAGGCUGAAAAUUCAAUCUUGAGAGCUCAAUUAGCUGAAUUAAAUCACAGGCUUGAGUCACUCAAUGAAAUUAUUGCUUUCUUGGAUGCCAACAACAAUUGUAAUGGUCUUGCCAAUAUGGACCAUAAUCAAGAAGAGCCUUAUAGCUUCAAUUUUGCACAAAAUGAACCUAUGGUUGAUGGGUUCAACAUGACCAAUUCUUGGAAUUAUCUUUGUGCCAAUCAGCCUAUUAUGACUGCAGAUGUUUUGCAGUACUGAUUAGCCAGACCAGUCAGUUUCGAAUAUCAUAUGGUUGAAGAGAAAGAAUCAAAAGAGAAUUUUUUUAAGCAGUAGAUCUAAAAAUUUUUAAAAAAAAAUGUAUCAAGUAGUAGAAGUAUUAGUACUUUUGUUAAGCUUUGUCAAGUAGGGUUAAGAAUAAAUUCCUUUUGAGGGAAAUAAUAGUAGUAACUAUUGGUGUUCUUGUACAUGGGGGCUUUGUAAUCUCAUAUUUGGCCUCUUUCAAGAACUUAUGAAGUUGUAUUUGGAAAGUUUGGUUUUUUAUUGAUGUAAAAUAUAAUAUAAUAUUAUUAA
Nicotiana tabacum (common tobacco) is the source of this 959-nucleotide messenger RNA. RefSeq names its product bZIP transcription factor 44. Gene Ontology annotation, biological process: positive regulation of DNA-templated transcription. The record is from RefSeq and is a predicted model, not a curated record. Gene Ontology annotation, molecular function: transcription cis-regulatory region binding; DNA-binding transcription factor activity. Gene Ontology annotation, cellular component: nucleus. NCBI's taxonomy places the organism in Eukaryota, Viridiplantae, Streptophyta, Magnoliopsida, Solanales, Solanaceae.